AUGAAGGGUCACGUCAUCUACAGUGACGUCUCUUUGGAAUACGUCAGGCCAUACGUUCCUGUCGCGCUCCGCAGGACUGCUUUCGAGGUAAUCCAUAAUCUCUCGCACCCCAGCGUUCAAGCCACUAGCAAAGCGAUAGCCCACAAAUUCUACUGUCCCAGCAUGCACAAGGACGUCACGCUCUGGGCCCAGCAAUGCCUUUCCUGCCAAAAGGCAAAGGUCCACCCGCAUAACCGAGCAGUGCUAGGCUCGCUCAACAAGCCCACCUCCCAGUUCGACCAUGUCCACCUGGACCUCUUCAAGCUGCCCUUGUGCCUGGGCUUCCAAUACUGCUUGACCCUCAUCGAUUGCUACACCAGCUGGCCGGUUGCCAUCUCGCUUCCAGACCGGCAAGCCACAACUGUGGCCAUCAAGGCUUUCAUGGACGGAUGGGUAUCCCACUACGGCACCCCCUUCACCAUCACCACCAACCAGGGCGUGCAGUUCGAGUCAGCCCUCUUCACAGCUCUUUCGAAGUACCUAGGCACACAUCACAUUAGAAUUGCCCCGUACCAUCCCCAGUCCAACGGGCUCAUCGAGCGGUUCCACUGCGACCUUAAGGCGGCACUUAUGUACUCGCCCGAAACCCCUUGGCCUACCUCGCUGCCCAUGGUCAUGCUAGGUCUCCGGUCUGUCUUCAAAGAGGACCUUCAGGCGUCGGCCGUGGAGAUGCUCUACAGUGUCGCCCUUCGCGUUCCAGGCGAGUUCUUUGGGACAACCAGCCAGCCUGGCACAGCGCCAGCUACCUCCAUCGAGAGCCUCCGCCACCUGCCUCAAGUCCUGAAGCCGGAACGCUCCGUCGUUUCGCCCUACUCGAGCCCUCACAAGGUGGUCGAUCGGAUCGACUACGUCGUCGACAUCAACGGAAGUCAAACGACUCUUUCGACGGACUCACUCAAGCCAUCAUUCUUCGACGAUCCGGCCCAGCCAAAUUCUAUGCCGGCAGCCUCAUUACCAUCAUCGCUGCCAGUAACCCGAGCCUCGGAGCCUUCGUCUCAGCCACCCAGUAGCCAUCCGGCGAUCCAGACUCCGUCCGGCCCACCAGCGCCAAUUCGUUCAUCUUUCCGUUUGUCUGGUACCAACGGCACUAGGAAGAGGGUAGAUGUGGCGUGUCAAGUCAGCCCAGCCGGUAAGACGUGUACCAGGACUACCAGGAGUACCAGGAGUACCAGGCGCAAGCAGCGCCUCAUCCCGCGGCAGGACUUUUAG
This is a messenger RNA of Copidosoma floridanum, 1248 nucleotides long. RefSeq lists its product as uncharacterized. The record is from RefSeq and is a predicted model, not a curated record. NCBI's taxonomy places the organism in Eukaryota, Metazoa, Arthropoda, Insecta, Hymenoptera, Encyrtidae.